AUGCCACCUCCGAUAGCCAAAGUUCGCACUUUCCGAAUUUGGCAAAUAACUAUCUGCAACUCGUUGGUGCUGGACCACUGUGAAGAAGCUGGUCGCUGGCACAUACGCUUCCGAGAACUGGCCUCCGAUGUUCUAGGAUCAGAAUGGAUGUUUUAUUUUGUGAUAUCUAUUCAAACAGCCAUUAACACUGGGGUUGGAAUAGGAGCAAUUUUGCUUGCAGGGGAAUGCCUCCAGAUCAUGUAUUCGAACCUUUCCCCCAAGGGAUCGUUGAAACUGUAUGGGUUCAUAGCAAUAGUAACAGGGGUGAUGAUAGUUCUCUCUCAGAUGCCAUCAUUCCAUUCCCUCAGACACCUCAAUUUUGCUUCUCUCGUUCUCAGCUUGGGCUACACAUCCCUUGUGGUUGGUGCUUGUAUCCAUGCGGGUCUGUCUAAAAAUGCCCUCGCAGAGACUAUUCUUUGGAAACUAAUAGUCAUCACGGAUGCUUAA
Messenger RNA from Hibiscus syriacus, 486 nucleotides. RefSeq names its product probable GABA transporter 2. The coding region runs from base 1 to 486 and encodes 161 amino acids. The record is from RefSeq and is a predicted model, not a curated record. The transcript has 4 exons. Lineage: Eukaryota; Viridiplantae; Streptophyta; Magnoliopsida; Malvales; Malvaceae. Gene Ontology annotation, cellular component: plasma membrane.